Musa acuminata AAA Group (dessert banana) is the source of this 3298-nucleotide messenger RNA. RefSeq names its product BTB/POZ domain-containing protein At3g50780-like. Bases 1487 to 3070 code for a protein of 527 amino acids. Gene Ontology annotation, molecular function: protein binding. Lineage: Eukaryota; Viridiplantae; Streptophyta; Magnoliopsida; Zingiberales; Musaceae. The record is from RefSeq and is a predicted model, not a curated record. The transcript has 3 exons.
UGCAAUGUCGCAACGCGUGCAACCCCGAGCGAGCACUGCACACCCACAUGACGCUCUUCGCCAUGGGCGAGGUCAAGCCACAGCGGCCAACUUGGCGCAAGAAACAAGGGCCGCGUCACGGAGUGCAGCUCCUGCUCGAUCACCACCCCUUUGCUUUCCUGCACAUGAAGCCCUUGUGACCCAAGGGACCUCGGCCACGGACGGACACAUGCACGGCAGUCUAGGCACUGUGACUUCGUCUCUUUCUUUGACUUCCAUGGACGUCAGAACGCCAUCGUCCCCGUUCCAUUAGGUCUUAUUCCUCAUAUCAGUGCAUGUUUUCUUGUUUGGAGCACUUCCAUGGCACCAUCCAACCAAAGCUUUGAAUGAUCCCUGUGAGUCCAGGAGAAACAACAGAUUCUGUCGGAUUCCAACGUACGAUUUAGAUUUCACCGGACCCGUUUGAUUGUAUGAAUGUUGGAAGUUGAUGUCUAUUCUUCUUUUGUUCAGGCAAUAGACGAUUACAUGGUUGUAGGCAUCUGUGUUGUAGACUCGAGCAUCCAUACCCGCUCAACAUGUAUCCAUCAGCCUUUCCAUGUCCUUCCUAAUCUUUCAUUCCUGUUUUCAAGAUAAAAAAAGGAUGGUAGCUCCUGAAAUGUUCUUCCACUCGAAUCACUUUGGAAAAUGAAAACCAUGACACUUGUAGCUACAGAAUUAGCUGGAGAAACAUUCUCAAAUUCACUGUGCAAACUACUGCCAAGCAAGAUUGUCUGGUUAAUGAUGUCGGGAGCCUUAAUUUUGCAGGGAAGAUAGAUGUUUGCAGGUAGCCCUGUUCUGCAAAGCAUUAGAAUGGUGAAUGAACUAAUGUUUUAUGUGACCUUUCAAUCAAUACAAUUUAUGUUUUCUGCAAAAAGGUAGCUUUUCCUUUUUCUUUGUUUGGAAGAGUAUCAAAUGAAAACUCGACUAACAGAAAGACAUUAUUGCAAGUGUGACAGCUGAGCUCCAAAGUAAGGCAAUAAAGCAGAGUCAAAAGAGGAGGCAUUAUUUAUGCAGUGGUACCAAUCCCCAACUCUCUGGUUUUCUUUGUGUUUCUUUGCUUCUGCUUUCCCAGUCACAGCAGUCUCUUUCGCAUGGUACUGCAAAAACAAAUUAGUUGUGUGAGAUUGCAGUGACAGGUACCACAGGAAUGACUGCUUUUGUUGCUCCUGGGGUUCCAUCAGACAAGUCUAAAAGCAGAAGGUUCCACAUGAGGCUGAUGGCUGCUCUUGUUUUUGCUGUCACAGAGUUUCAAAUUUUGACAAACACUUGAUGUGCACCAGCUAUCAGACUAUACCAAUCACUAAUCUGGUCUUCAGGUUGCUCAGGUUUAUAUGUAGGAAUUCAUCUUGUAAGAAACACAACUUGAUGUUCUUCAUCUUAAUUGAAGGUUUCUAAGCUGUCAAACUCACAGUUGACAACCUCAAAUGUGAUUUCUCUCUUAGAAAGACACCAUUAAGCAGACAUUAGAAUGGCAGAGUUUACACUCAGAAGGCUUGAACAAGGCCACACAAGGAUCAGAAAUGUUCCCAUUGCAGUAACCCCAGAAGGAUUCUGGUGUUGUCCCUCUCCUGCAGCCAUCCAGAAGACCCUUAAGAAUCAAAAUCUUCAAGACAGACACAGAGCCACAUCUCCACUGCACUCAAAGGCCUCAUCUCUUCAGAGACCAUCACUUCCCCCUGUGGACAAAAGAUCAGUCUCUACUUCACUGAGGUCGAGGCUCAUUUCUGAUGAGCAGAGAUGUCCCAACUCUAGCACUGCUACUCCCGUAUCAUCAAAGGCUCAUGAGAGACCCCAGAAGCUAAAUGUUGAAUCUCAGCAACGCAAGAUAUCGGUCGGCUUUGGUCAGCUGGAGACCAGUGACUUGAAAGUUACUCUGCAUGGAAAGGGAGGUACUUCUGUGAGGAUGAGUGUUCACAAGAACAUUCUUGCAGAAAACAGUAGCUUCUUUGCAGAUAAGCUCUCUGGGUUUUCUCCAGUGCCCCAAAUCGAAAUGGCAGACUGCGAAGAUGUGGAAAUUUUUGUCGAGACCGUGGGGUUGAUGUACUGCAAAGACAUUAAACACAGACUGAUCAAACAAAAUGUUUCUCGUGUACUUCGUAUUCUGAAGGUUGCUGAAACGCUUGGCUUCCAAGCAUGCAUCAAGUCAUGCCUGGAUUACUUGGAAGCAGCACCAUGGAUUGGAGAAGAAGAAGAUGAUGUUGUCUCAUCUGUUCGACGACUUCAGGAUGACAACUAUGGCAUCAGUCCUAUACUAAACCGAGUAGCUUCUGAUCUAUCCAACCAACCAAAUGACACACUCUCUCACAUAAUGGAGUUAGUCCUUGAAAGCACUGAGGAUAGAGGUCGACGGGAAAUGAAAUCCUUAGUGUUGAAACUUCUGAAGGAAAUUAACCUCAAGACAAAUGGAACUGUUGAGAUUUGCACUGAAAGUUUAUACAGUUCGUGCCAGCGAUGCUUAGAAUCACUGCUGAAUCUAUUCAGACAAGCUUCCGAGCCCGGUUUUUCUGAUAGAUCUUUGGAGAGCAAAGAUCCUGUGGUGCGACAGAUCACUCUCGAGGCAGAUAAUCUCAUCUGGUUACUUGAAAUUUUGGUUGACAGGAAUGCAGCAGAUGAAUUCACAUUGAUGUGGGCUAGCCAGAAUGAACUUGCAGAACUGCACACGAAGGUACCGACCAUGUCCCGUCACCUGGUCAGCUGCAUCACCUGCAGGCUCUUUGUUGGAAUCGGAAAUGGCGAGAUGCUUCCUUCGAAGGAAACCCGCAAGCUGCUGUUACAUGUAUGGUUGCAGCCACUGAUCAAUGACUAUAGCUGGUUACAGCAUGGUAGCAGAUCGUUCGAUCGAAAAGUGGUGGAGGAAGGAAUUGGCCGAACGAUUCUAACGCUUUCUUUAGAAGACCAGCAAAGCAUUCUGCUGUCUUGGUUGGGAUGUUUCCUGAAGGCUAGUGAUAACUGUCCUAAUCUUCAGAGAGCCUUUGAGGUCUGGUGGAGGAGGACAUUCAUCAGGCCUUAUGUUGAACAGCACGGGAGCGAUCUGCAGUCAGGCAAAGCUUGACUUUAGGCUGGAAGACAGAAUGCCUACCUCUCAAUUGCAUGGUAUCAGUUCAAUGGCACAUAUGUGUGCAAGCAUUACAGAGUGAUGUGCUCUCUGUCUGGGAGAUGUGAUUGCAUUUUAUGAUUAUGUUUGCUUGUAAGCUAUGAAAGAAAUUUUCGAGUUGUUAACUAGUGACAAUCUUGCUAUAUUGAGUUUUCAGAGAAAUCAGAUGUAUGCUUUAUUUACAUA